Messenger RNA from Pelobates cultripes (western spadefoot toad), 24939 nucleotides. NCBI's taxonomy places the organism in Eukaryota, Metazoa, Chordata, Amphibia, Anura, Pelobatidae. The record is from the annotation of a GenBank genome assembly.
AGCUCUGUGACACACCUCUUCCUCAUGGCACCUGUGGUCUUCCAUGUAGGUGCAAACAUUUAGAUAUUUACAGAUAGUCUAGCUCAAUCAGGUGGGCAAUUAACUUUAGAAGUAGCUGAAAACUGAACAAGGUUUUCUCCAAUCAGAAACAAGAACGGUCAACAUCAAAAGAAAGUCUGCACCAAUCACAACAGUUCCCCAAGCCCCAUUGAUGUCUUCAGUGAUAUCCCAGUGCAUCAUGGAUCAUAACUUCAGUGCUCCUUGAUGAGUUCAGUUCUUGUGGAUUGUUUUAGAGGAGAGGGCUCACUCCUAGUUUUGUGUUUUCUCUGAAUUUUAAGAAUGACUUCUAAUGGGACUGAGAGUUGUGGCAAGAGUCUUCCUUGCAGAAUGGACCAUCUUCUUACUGCUGUGGAAAAUGAACUGCAAGCUGGAAGCGAGAAAGGGGAUCCAACAGAGAGAGAACUCAAAGUUUCUCUGGAGGAGACAGAUUUAUGGGCCAGAUUUAAGGAACUUACAAAUGAAAUGAUUGUCACUAAAAAUGGCAGGUAAGAAUGGGAUAUCCAUGCAAAUGAUCUAAAAAUUAUCAAGAUUUUCAUACCAUUGUGUUAUAUUCACUCUUGUCGAUAAUUUUGAGCAAGAAAAAUACAAGCAACAAGAAAUGACCUUUUAUACACAAAAUAAUUAUAAUGAUUGACAUAGUAUAACUACAGAUGCCAAAUCAUAAAUACAUUUUACAAUGUUCAUGCAAAUCCUGAAAUUACAAUUCUAAUUGUAUUGUGUUGUAGGUUUUAAAGGAAUUACAGGUAAAAAGUCAAAAUCAUUUCAAUAUGUUUUAAUAUGGUUUUCAUUUCAUUAUUUUAUACAGUUUAAACUAGCCUUUAAUUCGGUUUCUAAUCAUGUGAAAACAUUUUUUCCUCUGCUUAGAAAUAUUAGAUGCCUAAUUAAGGCACGCAAGAGUGUUCUUUAUAAAAAUAAUAGUGCAGGCACUCAUGGUAAUUUACUAAUGUGUGAAUUGCCAGACAUGUCAAGCAGCUAUGUUUUAAUUUUGACUUUUUAAAUCUCAAAUUCACUUUCAAGAUUAUUUACUAAAGUGUACAAUGUUGGGAAUUCAAGUGACUUUUAAAUGACACUUAUUAGCUGAACUGAAAACAUAGAUAGCUAGGUGAAUUUUGCACAUAUUGCCAUUUCCCCCCCUAAAAUUAAAAAUUCACUUUGAAUUCUCAUUAGAACACAGUUUAGUGAAUAACACUGACUUCCGUUUGAAUCAUUGACAAUUAACACUGUAGUGAAUAAAGAGGACAAUGUAUGAAAAAAUAUAUAUUAGAUGAGAUGUUAACCUAGUAGUUAAUACUGAUGAAUAGUGGCUCCUGCUGACAAAUCUGAACUUAAAAUUUAAAAAGAUGAGACUCACUACAUUAAAACUGACCAUAAUAUGUUUCUCAUUUAAUUUAUUCUUCUUAACAUAUUCCUCCUGUUUUGAGCCAAGUAGUCUCUGAUCAUACAAUGUUCAUGAACAGCAACAUCAGUUUCAAUGUAACAAGAUAUAUGAUAAACAUGUUACGCCUAACCAACUUAAACAUAUAUGACCUAAUUUUGUUGGGCUUUGAAACAUCCUAAAAUGAUCACAUUUGUUUAAAGACAUCACAAUUUGCACAUUUUUUUAGCAGUGUAUAAUUAUAUCUUUUUCUUUGCAGGAGAAUGUUUCCUGUGCUAAAAAUUAAUGUUACUGGUCUUGAUCCAAAUGCCAUGUACUCUUUCCUGAUGGACUUUGUGACUGCUGACAACAACCGCUGGAAAUACGUAAAUGGAGAAUGGGUUCCUGGUGGGAAACCUGAACCACAGGCACCCAGCUGUGUUUAUAUUCACCCAGACUCACCAAAUUUUGGAGCACACUGGAUGAAAGCUUCUGUCUCUUUCAGCAAAGUUAAACUUACCAACAAGAUGAAUGGAGAAGGCCAGGUAAUUUUAUUUUAAUUACGAGUUGUCGAUGGCCUCUGCGCAAUAAGUUGAACUCCUGACUGUAGAGAUCAUUUUGUAUUGUUUUUAUUGUACUGAAUAUAAUUGGAUUUGAAGCAAUCAUAUCUAUAAAUAAUAAUACAUCAGGUCAUUGUGUUUAAGAUGGAGCUAUAAAAUAUAUACUGUAUUGAAUUUUCUAUUUUGGUUAUCCUUUGCAUAAAUGGCAGCAGUGAAUUAUAUCAUGUUAUAUACACAUUUAGCAGUCAGACAGUUCUAACUUUAGCUAAUAAUUCUGUGAUAUAUUUGUUCCCAAGGGAAUUUUUGCUUUAAAGAUGCUGUUGAAUUAAAGUUCUGUCAAUGAAUGGAUAUGCAGAGAUGGUGUGUGCAGCAUCUCAGUUGUUCACAACAUUUAAGGGAUGCAGCUCUUUUUAUUUUUAGUAUUCUAAGAGUACAGUGUGACACUCACAGGAUACAUAAAUUAUUAGCAUUAUUAUGAUAACACACUUUAGUUAAUAUGAAGAGUAUUUACGAAACACUGACAUGUAGUUAACUGAAGACUGUCAAAUUUGGACAAAUCAACACAUUUACCUGAUGUUGGAAAACACACCACACAAUGUUUGUAAAAUUAAAAGUGCAUUUACAUGAUUUAUGAUUAAAUAUUGGUAUAUAUAUAUAUAUAUAUAUAUAUAUAUAUAUAUAUAUAUAGCUAGAUGUCUACUAUUAGUAAAAAUUAAAAUAAUAUUUACUUAUGCAAGUAUAAUUUUGAAUUAAACGUUUCUUAUUGAAAUAAUAUAAAAAUAUUAUUUUGAAGAAUCAUAACAUUUUACUUGAACAAUGUAUUUUGUUUGUUUCAGAUUAUGUUAAAUUCAUUGCAUAAAUAUGAACCCAGAAUUCAUAUAGUAAGAGUUGGGGGACCUCAAAAAAUGAUUACGAGUCAUUCAUUCCCAGAAACACAAUUUAUAGCUGUGACAGCUUACCAGAAUGAAGAGGUAUGAAAUAAUAUUUGUGUUUCCUUUUUGUUUUUAUUUUUAUGCCUUAUAUGAUUUUUAUGUUAGAGUUACUUACUGAAGUGUAAAUUUUGAAAAACUCAAAACAUAUCUCAAAUUUUAGACUAAAUUUGCCAAAUUUAAAAAAUCUUAAUGUCACUUACAGAUUGGCUUAUAUGACCUAAAAUUUGAAAUUUACUUAGAAUUCAAGGCAUUUCAGUUUCACACUUUAGAGAAUAACCUUGUGAGUGUUGAAGCGGUGAUCAAUAAAACAAAGAGCAAGCCACUCCAAACCUUAAUAUACCCUUAAGAGGACACUCCAAGAACCCAAAUUACUUUGAUGUAUAAGAAAGGUUAAAUAAAUACAGGUAACUUAAAGGUGAUUUUUGUAGAUUAGGUCAUAGUUGGUUAUGCUAGGUGUAUUUGUAAUCUUUCCAAUAAUUUUCUUUAGCUUUUCUUCUAUAAUCAUUAUAUUUGCGCCAGAAACAUAUAUUUUUGUCCCUCUCUCUCCACCUGCAGUUCCAUUUUUUUCUCUCCAAAUAAUACUAUUUUACAUUAUGUAUGAUGUUGGUUUUUAAAUACUUCAUAUUAUUCACUAGUAGACAAACAAGUGAAAAACAGUGAAUUAAAAGGUUACUCCAAGCACACAAUGAUUUGAAGUGGUCAUGAUGACUGGAGUCUGCACAUAGAUAGUUUAACCACUUUGCUGUAACCCUACCACUGGCAGCAUCAAUACAGCUUCAUUAAGCACUUAGAAUAGGAGUUCCAUGCUGGCUAAUGUUAAUGUUGUGCAUAUUUCUAUGCACAGAAGGUCAUUAAUUACCUGAGAGCAAACAGUAGACGCUUUAAGCCAGUGAAUCACUGGCAGUAUGAGCAUAUGGCUUGGGCGGCUUUGCAGAGAGCAGUUGCACGUCAACAGCAAUAGAGAACACUUGAUGUGUGGUUGUGCUCAUGUAAGAGGGCAGACCAUUGCCAACCAGUUUUCCCCAUUACCAGGAAACAUGGCCAUUAUAACUAUUGCAUCAUAACCAUUGCACCAGACUGUAGUGGUGAUAAUGCUUGGAGGACCCUUUAAGUCCACUUAAAAAUCCAUCUUAAGCCUUUUGGAACUAUCUCCAAUUGCUAAGUUGAUUCUGAUUUACCAAUCAGCAUCAAAAGACCAAGUAGUAAAUCUUUUUAAAAGGAAAUUAUUAGUGGAACUUUCUUGCUGUGCUCCUAACUUUCAAAGACAACCAUGUAAACAAUCCCUAUGUAGAUGAUGUGGAAAAAAACUUUUGUCCUCUUACUAUCAAGAGGGAUCUAGAGAAUGCCCCCCAAUGUUCCUACAACAACUUUACUUAAUGUUAUAUAUGGAGGGUGCUGAUUUGAAAUUAAUCAAAAAAGUAUGUACUGGGCUCAGUGGAAAUAUCAAGUAACAUGGAUCUUGAGUGUGUCCUUAUGAAAUACAAAUGUAUCAGCUGAUCGGACCUAAACCUCCUAUAUAGUAAGGCAGGUAGUGUCCACCAGCUGCAAAUGGGUUAAUAUAGUAAAGAUCUUAUAUAUAUAAGAAUCAAAUACCACAGAUACAAAUGUCUAACAUACCCCUAUAAAGAAGGUAUGCAUAAUUAAAAUGUAAAUGAAAAAAUGCAAAUGAAAAAUGCAAAUGGUAAAAAAAAGUCUGAAGUUAGUAAAAUAUAUGUACAGCAGACGUGAAACUUAUUAAUACUUUAUUCUCUGAACAGCACACUAAAAUAUAUAAAGACUAACGGUAAUAAAAAUAAAAAUAAAAAACAGUCCCACAUAUGAGAGGUGGAUAGUUUACCGGGUCACAGUAGACUGAGGGUCCAAAAAAGAUAGAUAUACGUUACUUUCUCUUGCCGGCCGGACAGAGAAGGAGGAGGACUGCCUCGUGCUAAGCUGACACCGGGUAUUCUCCGCAUGCGUUUCACUGCGGCUAUGCGUUCCAAAUCUCUCUCUCAGGAACUGAUGAUCGUCGGAUGCCUUCCUUACGCGUUUCGUGAUUUCAAAUCACUUCAUCAGAGGAUGGCAUCAAAGGAGCAUUAACUUCUUAUAUACUCCCUAACUUCCAUCGGUUAAUUGCAUAUAAUUGUUGAAUUAACCCUCCAUUCGCCAAGACAACAAAUUGGGAACAGAAAAGCUUUUUUUAAACCUUCUUUUAUAACAUCAUUAGAAUAGUUAAAAAUUAUUUAUAAAUAUCCAAAGAUAAUAAUAUUGUAUAAAUAAUGAUAAUAGAAGACAUAUUGACCAGUAAUUCAUUACAAUUGUACAUAAAUACAUGCUCUUAAGUACAUAGUUAUACAAGCACAUAAUUAUAUAAGCAAUCAUUAUGAAGAGUUGAUAAUUUGGUAUCAUCAUAAUAUUGUUACAUUAUAACAUUAUAACUUAAGAUACAUCCGCUGUUACGAGUAAGAAAAAAACGAAAUGGUUAUAAUGAAUGACAGAACAUCUAAUAAUUUACAUAAAGGGAAACAGAAAUUUUAAAAACAUAGUAAUCAAUAUACACCUAUAUUGUGAGAACAGACCGUCUACUGGAACCACAACUAAUUGCAAAAUACAGUGGGACAAGUCCUUUAAUAAAUCACUGCUGCUUCGAAGAAAAAAUCUAAAUCUAAAAAUACAUAUAAUAGUAAUAUAUAUGAGAAAUAAGAAUACGUAUGAGUGAUAAAUAUAUAAAAAAGAGAGAGGUGCGUCCGCUAUUACACAGUAUCGAAUACUUGAUAUCAAAGGAAACAAAAGAACCUGGUGAUCAAUGGGAACCAACAUGGUAGAGACAAACCAUCUGGUGUUACCAUAAUUAGCUAAAAAAUACAAUGGGACAAAUCAAGUAGUAACUAACUUACUUAAUGUUAUACCUUAACCUAAUGUUAUAAUAUUUCAGGCAAUCAUAUUGCUCUAUUAAUUCACUUUUGACUGCAUGGCAAAUUAAUCUAGAAUUGUAACUAAAAACUGACCAGGGCUAAUACUCUCUGCAAAUCAGUUAUUAGAGAAGUUCAUUUCCCAUAUCUUGAUUGAAUUAAACAUUUCAGGAACACAUAGCACUUGUGCUAUACUUAGAUCAGAGAAAAAUUACAAUCCAUCUGAACCUCAACAGGGACAGCAAAGAGAAAAGCAUUCAAUAGGAACCUGAAGAUAGAAAUCUCUUAUUCAAUAUAAAAAGUCAAGAUAAGCAGACAACAGGAAAAUAGUUCGAAUUAAAUGCUUAACAUGUUUCAGACACUUUUAGUUCUUUGUCAUGUACUUAAAGACUAGCAAUCUGAAAAGUGAUACACAUUUUACUUUUUUCUGUUAUAUAAAAUGCACAUCAAAAAUUUUUAUAUAAGAUCUUUCGUAAAUCAUUACACAAAACAUUGUACAGUACAGCCUAUACAUACAGUACAACACUAUAAAUGACAGUACAAUUUAAUACAAAAGGAGAAUAAACAGGCAAAAAGAAGAAAAAAAAAUCAACUCAUAACGGAGAAGAGGCUCAGCAUAGCAAACCCUAACAUAAUGUUUCGGCACAAUAACCCUUUAGCUUUUCUUCUAUUACUUUCUUUAGUCCAAUAGUUGAAUUUAUGAACAUUAUAAUAUGUGAUGGCCAUCAUGACAUCACGCUCAAUCUUGUGUGAUAAAACACCAAUAAGAGAAGGAAAAACAUUAAGAAAAAUGACUUCAAUUAAACACAAAAAAAAAUCCACACCAAAUAAAUGUCAAUACAGAAAUAAAGAGAGAAAUAUUGCAAAUAUAACACUGGACUGAAAAUGUUUGAUUGAUCAAUCACAUGACAGAAGUGCCCGUGUCAUCAUAGGACCCUAAUAGUCUACAACUGAAACUGCCCACACCUUUGUAACGCUUAUGAUUUUUAGCUGCCAGCUGUCUUAGUAGUUGACCAAAGUACCUAAUAUCAUUACUAGAAAUCCAUAUAAGCAAGGUCAAAUAAAUGCAAGCUAGUGUACUUAAGAAAACAAAAGUGUAAUAUAAUGUUAUACAUUUUGGAAUAAAUCAAAGAAAACAUUGCAAAAAACAAUAUAAUCACAAAUAAGUAAUGUGGCUCCUCCACAGUCAUUAAUAUAGUAAUGCCCAUCUAUUCUUUGAUGGCACUGGGUCAUUUUUGAGGGUCUUUAUUUCAGUUAGGACUUAGACGGUAUCUAUACCUUAUAUUUUCUUUAACACCACACUGUGAUGCAUAGAGAGACAGCCAUUUGUUUGUGGCUCAGCUGCUUUUUCUAAAUGUAUUCAAUUUUUUAGCUGCCGUUCGUUAAAUCGUUAUUGUUAGAAGCAUCUUACCUGAUACCCCAGAAUUAAAUGACUGAUUUGGCAUACCAAAUGUGAUACCGGCAUGACUUUUGUAGUUAGACCCUUGACUAGACUUGAAGAAUGGAAAAGAAGAAAAUAAUGUUCAAUUGAUCGUUCACAUGACUGGAAGUGCCCAAGUGAUCAUAAGACCCUAAUAGUGUACAAAUGAAAGGUCCAUGGCCACCCCUCUGGAAUGGUUAAGAUAUUUAUCAUCAGCCAUCGUUGUAAAUGGCCAAAGUACCUAAUAUCACACAACGAAAUCCAUAUAAAAAGGUCAUAUUAAAAAGUUGAGUUUCUUCUUUUUGUGUCGCUAAGAGCCUAAUUUUACUCUGUGACAAAUGUAUUUAAUUAAUUUAUGGCAACCUAAUCAGUUAAAAUUAAAUGUUUAAACUGUGUUGAAUUAUUAAUACUGGAUCAAGCAAAAUAUUCUAAUCCCAUAGCUAACACAAUCAUACAACCACUCUUAUGAGAGACACAAUUUCUUGAAAUUGUAAAAAUAAUCUUAGGAUGUGUUUGACUAAGUAAAUAAAAACAAACAGGAGAUAUCUGUGAUACAGAAGGUAGACAAUUUUACUCUAAUAGUUAUCCUACAUUUAAUUGAAUCUACAGUCUUUAGUAUCCAUACUACUAGGGCAUUAUAGUGUUUUCAUAGGCAGAAUUUUCCAUAUUGCAUUGUAUAUUCUCUAUCAUACUCUGUGAUGAGGUCCUACUCUGUUAUAAAAUCCGGUAAAAACCUUCUCUGUCAUGAAAUGCAUUGUGAUUUUGGGCAUAUCCAAAGAAUUAGUGUUCUUUAGGUUUUGACAGCCCAUACAUUUUUGUUUUUGUAAACCUUUUAUAUUUGUUGUGCGCAGAUUAACAAUACAGGCUUGUCCAGCCACAACAGCAUCCACAAACUUAAUUAUAACAAACAAUGGUGGUCAUUAGUAUGGCAUUCCAAGUCACAGCUCACUUUUUUUUUUUUUUGAGGAACUAGCAGAAACAGUUUGGUAAACGUUAGAAAGAUUAGUCAAGCAUUGAGUUGCAUAUAGGUAGACUAUAACCUGCGCACAAGAUUGCAUAGUUCAGGCAGCAUUUCAGAUAUUGAUCAAAAACAUGUUAGGUGUAUCACACAUUGAACAAGAAAUAAAAUUAAUGAUAUUGAAAGUAAAAUUGCAAACUGCGAGAUUGCCUUAUACUUUAUGCUAGGCAUGUGUGUCAUGAGUGUAGAGUUAUGCUAAUAUAUUAUGACAGGAAAUAGAUUAUAUUAAGUGAGUAUAUAAGCCUAAGCAUGUGUAGCAUUAGGUAUGGAAGUAGCAUCAAGGUGAAAUGGGCUAGUUCAGGCACAUCUAGAUAAAAGCCAAGAUGUAGGCUGAGCUGAGUCUGGCUAAUGAGUACAUUCCUAACAUUAGGCAAGUAUGCAAAUUAUUGGUUUGUUGUGUCAUAAGGUCAUAUGUCAUUGCAGGAAGUUGAGACUUGCAGGUCUUGUAUGUAUCUCAAGCAAUAAUGCACCAAUGACAAAUGCAAAGGAUUUAGACAUGUAGGUCUAUUAACAGGGUAUUAUUGAAGAGACUCGCAGGUCCCAAAUCGUACAUUAAGCACUUAUAAUAACAGGGAAUAUCAAGCGGCCCUUGGAUCUUUGUAUUUGACAGCCCAUACAUUUUGACCUGAAAUUUUUGUUACAUUAAAUUUAUAACUUUACAACCAAAAAUUGUAGGGCUCACUCAUAUAUAUCCCCAAUACUUGCCACUAGCCUUUUGGAACAUUUCUUGUUAUGACUAGGGUACCACCUAGGACUCCGUCCGCUGAGUGAAAUGCAACAUUUAGACACUGAAUCUUUUUUCUUCCCUCAAUGGUGCCCAGCCAUUGCAAAUGUGUAUUGAUCAGUCCUACAUUGCUCUCCUGAACAGUAUUUCUGUCUGCCCAGCUGUUCUGGCUCCUCGAGUAAACCAUAGUUGCAAAGCUAUAUAGGUUAAAACAAGACAACUACAUUGAGUUAAAACUUUAAACACAUAUUUUAUGCUUUUGAUCCAAAAUUUAAAUAAAUAAAUAAAAUUAUUCCUUGGAACAACAACAUAUUAAUUAAUUAAAUCCUAUAUUUGUAAUUGUUUUGUAUGCUGUCAUAAUGUGAAUACUUCUGUAUUCUGACAUGGAAACAUAUUUUAGGUUCUAAGACUUAACAUAUACAAUAUUUUACAAUCAAUUGUGAUAUUUUAGAAUGAACACAAUACACUUAACAUUUAAACUGUGCAUAUUAUUUUAUAUUAUUUUAAAAGAGGUGAAAACAGAGGUACUAACUUUUUGUGCUGGAACUACACAUUACUCAUACUUGACUGAAAUCACAAACCUUUCAUCAUGAGAAAGGUAUUUCAUUACUCAUGGAUUGCCUUUAUUGACGGUAAAGAUGUUUAUGAGAAACCAUGCCUCCAAGUCCACACAUACCUAUGAAAAUCCACACCACUAUGUUGCUCUCUAAGUCAACACAGCAAAAUAGGAAUAUCUCCAUAACAAUUUUUCUUCCACUCUUGUGAACUAUUUACUGAUUCUCCUCAUUACUCCCUCACUGCCCUGAACUGCAUCUGUGUAGCCAAAUAAAUAGCAUUUUAAAUAUAUAUAUAUAUAUAUAUAUAUUUUUUUUUUUUUUUUUUUCUUAUUUUUGGAAAUCCAUUUUGGUUGUUAUAUUGGUUGGCAUCCAAGGGAUUAUAUAGUUAAUUGAUUUAAUUGGUUUUACAUAAUUUGGUAUAUGUAAUAAAAAUGACAAUUAGUCAAUAAUAACUAAGACUAAAAAAAACACAAUUUGAAACUGACAUAAUCUAUAAUUUGUUUUACAUUUUAUUUCAGAUUACUGCUCUUAAAAUCAAACACAAUCCAUUUGCCAAAGCUUUUCUUGAUGCAAAAGAAAGGUAAUGUUCUACUUAGACAACUUAUGAAAUGCCUGUAAACAUCCUUUAUGUCGAUAGGUAUGUGUUUGAAUGUAUGGUAAUUCACCACACAUCCAAAACCAAGCUAUGUUACCUGUGGUAGCACACAUUUGCUAUUGAUAUUUAUUUAUUGUGUACUUUCCUCUAAUACUUUUAAUAAACUACAAUUAUUGACCUACUUUUUUCAGUUUGCAAUGAGCCAUUUUGUUUUAAUCAGCUAUCUGUAGUAAAGUUUACUUCUAAUGUCAGCCCAUGAUCACCUUGUAGAACAAUCCCUUUUAUACUGAAUGUGACCAUUUAAUAUAGAUUAAAGAUGGCUGCCUGGAACCUGGAAUUAAGUUCACCCACACCCCCAUAAUGUCAAACUUGAACAGCCCCCUGACACAAAUUAUAGACUUAGAAAACUAAUAUUACUAUCUUCACCAGAUCACAAUAAUUAGACUAAUAAAACCCCAAUGCCAGAAGGGUAAAGUUUGCAUGUGACAGGGGUUUAGCUAACUAAUAGUAAACAGCCUUCUGUUUUCAGUGUAAAUAUAUAUGUAGACAAAGAUAGGGGGAUUUACCUGUUUAAAUAAUUGGGUGAUGGUCAAUCAGUACAUACAUACCCCCAUCCUGACUGAUUCCUCUUCUGCAACUGUCACUAGUCUAAUACUAUCCUUACCUUUUUGUGUCAUUUUACCCCACUCCCUCUAGCAUGUAAGCUCAUUGAGCAGGGCCCUCAACCCCUCUGUUCUUGUGUGUCCCACUUGUCUGGUUACAACUACAUGUCUGUUCGUCCACGCAUUGUAAAGCACUGCGGAAUUUGACGGCGCUCUAUAAAUAUCAUAAUAAUAAUAAAUCUUCUUAGUUUGAUAAAAAUGUCUCUGCUCUGUGGUUAUUAGGAGUGAUCAAAGCAAGGAUUUUAUGGAUGAAGUUGAAAACCAUCAACAAUCUGGAUAUUCACAACGUAAGUUUACAUUUUGAUUAAAGUAAAUAGGCACAGGGAUUUUUGAAUUAUUUCCCAGUGUAAUCAUGCUUUCUGUCCACUUUAACCAACACACAACUCAUAAGAAAAUACUAAUGAUUUAUCAGUGAUCAGUUCCAUAUUUUUUCACAUAACUUCCCUACAGCGUUUUAUGGCUAUUUCUAUGGUAUGUUGUGCUUGCUGCUGCUCAUGUGUUCCCUCAGAAGCAGUCACAAUGAGCAAGUAAAAUGUAAAUAUUUUCUCAGAGAUAAAAAUUAAUUUUGAAUGAAAAAUGAAUGGAUUUUCUCCCUAAAACAAUAUUAGCAAGGUGUGUAGUAGUAGUGUAUAAACCUUAAAUCUAAUAAAGUAUUGAACUGAAAGUACAGAGAAAGAGUAAUGUAGGCACAAGGGAGGUUACUCCCACUAAAAUGAAAGGAACACUAUAGGGUCAUGAAAGCACUGGGGGGCUAUUGCGCAUGAGCGACACAAAGCCACACUGGGCAAUCAGCAUCUCCCCAUAGAGAUGCAUUGAUUCAAUGCAUCUCUGUUGAGAAAGAUCAGCACCUCCAUGCAGAGUGUAGAGAAUGAACAUCAGUUCUGCACUUUGUGUAUGCACUGACCAAGUAAACACUUCUAGUGGCCGUCUGAGUGAUUGCCACUGGAGAUAUCCCUAGGGAACAAUUUAAAUACUGUCUUUUCUAUGGAAAGGCAGUGCUUACAGCAAAAUGCCUACAAGUUCUAACUAUACUCACAAGAACAACUACAUUAAGCAUUAGUUUAUUUAGUUACAUUAGUUGUUCAGGUGACUAUAGUGUCCGUUCAAAAGGCUUUUUCCAGCUUAUGUUGCCAGUUGAUUGUCAGCUCAGCAAAUGUUAAUAAAUAAACACUGUUGGUGAAUAAACCCUGUUGGUGCUGAUGUGCAAAAUGUCAUGUGAUGAUGGUCUGACCGUAGGAACCUGCAUGCCUUAACAGAAGAUAUAUGUUAAAGUGUAUUUGCAAACCAGGUAGAUAACUUUUCCUAUAAUGACUAGAGAAACUUACACAAAGGGUCAAAAAAAGUAAAUUAUUCGGUAGUGUUUUAACUCAGUGCAUACAAGUAGCAUGGGAUAUGAAAACACAGAAUGAAAACAUCCGAUUAAACAUAAUGCACAGUGUUACUCCACAUUGUGCAAUGCAAGGCCCCUAAUGUCAGUAUAGCAUGGGAAUAUAUAUGUCCCUGAGUUUCCCAUGGUGGUGAGAGUUACACUACUGUGAUAUGAGUAAUAGAAGACAGAGUGCAUUAAUGGGGGCAACUGGAUAUGGUGGCUGUUUCCUGGAAGUGUGACUCACCAAUUCUGCUCUAUUCUGCUGGUAAAGGAGCUAUAGAGAGAAAAACGUGCUCUCGCUCUCUUUGCAAAACCCUUCUUCCAGCAUGUCCAUAAGGGGAAGCCACACUUUGCAGUUGCUGCCUGAGAAAGUGACUCAUUAAUCCCAGGCCAGGAUAAGUACUAUACUGAUCUAACCCUAGACAUAACCAUAAUUUUAACAAUUAUGUACUGAAAAAUCAUGUGUUAGUGCACAAUUUGAGAUUCUGAAAACAUCCUUAAAUGUUGAAUCAUGUAAAUUUUAUCCAUAUGUGAUUGUUCUUACUGAAAACUAAAGACAAAAAUCAUUCCUUCUGGCCGGCAAAUAAGCUAAGGUUACAGGUUCUAUAACUGUAUCCCAUGACACCUCAAGUAUUCAUUAUAAAAAAUAUGUUUUACAACAGAUUUUAAAAAAGGAAGUCUAAAUUGGAGAAAGAAAAGUAGUGCUAGAGAAUGUGUCUACUUUUGCUACAUUGGUUUCAUCUAAUCUAAUAAACAGCAUGAUGUUGGACGUUAAUAAAACACAGGUAUUUAUACUGACUUCAGCUAGUAAUUUGCUUUCUCUUUCAGUAGGUAGUUGGCUGCUACCUGGUUCCAGCUCACUUUGUUCCUCUGCCAGUCAUCACUCUCAGUUUGGAGGUCCUUUAAGCAUUACUUCAUCCCAUGGCUGUGAAAGAUAUUCUUCACUGAGAAAUCACAGAUCUUCUCCUUACCCCAGUCCAUAUUCCCACAGAAACAACUCUCCUCGUAAGUAAUAAUUACAUUCCAAAUAUAAUUAAGAAUAUGUCCACUUUUUUUAUUCUCUGUAGUGUAUUUUUCUAUGCAAGUAGUUAAAGGAUUGUUCUAGACAAAAUAAAAACUAUGUUUUCAUGAAGUUAUGUAUUUGGUUAGAGUAACCAUUGCUGUGUGGGUACAUGCACCCACCAUUAAAAAGUCUAAAGCCAAAACAUUCUUCUAUUCCAGUGUUGAUCCCAAGUAAGUUCUUCCUGUAGCCUGUUACUCCAAUGCUGACAUCCCUCCAUCGCUGGAUAGGGGUGGAUGUCAGGGAGGGCAGGCUGGGGAGAAUUAGGGCCACAUGGAGGGGUAGGGGGGUGGUUGCUGCCAUGUUACCAGCAUGCUUUGUGUGCUGAUGUCUGCCAGAGGUAGAGUUACAUUUCCAGAAGCAGAGGGGUUAAACCAAUUAUGUGCCACACGUGUCAUGAUGCUUGGAGUAUACCUUUGCUAAAAAGAAAACUCAAUAUUUUGAUGCAGCAAAUUCUAGUGGAUAAAAAUAGUAUAUUAACUAAACUAUAUAAUGCAGUAUAUGAUUUAUGGGUUAUCUCAAAGACUGGAAUUCAUUCCAUUGCCUUGUAUAAGACCUCACAUCUAAAUAGGUAAAGUAUUUGCAGAAUUAUACAUAUUUUUCUAAAGUUUAGUAAUGGAAAAAAUAGAUUUUGUAUUGUGUAGAAAAUGAAAUAUGCUUGAAAUAAAACAAAAACUAGUACACCUCUGUGGCAAAUUUAGAGCAGUGAACGGUGCGACAGCAUGCAUUGAAAAUAAUUUGUUUAUUUCCAACCCUAUUGGUAGGCUAGAUAUGAAGUUCUCCUCCACAAAGUUCAGUUCAGUGAAUUUUGUUUCCUCAUAUUUUUGAAAUACUGGUUAAUAGAACAAAUACUUAGAGAUAUUAAUUAUUUUAUCAGUUUAAAUCAAUGCUUCACAGCUAGUUAGGACAAUACAACAAUUUAAUUAUGUACAUGUAAUUCCUUUACUAGAAGCAAUGUUACAUAUGUGAUCAAUUGUAUUCUCUCUUAGUAUCCUGUUCCUUAAGACAGCUGUCAUCAAAUUUUCACUGUAAAUCUUGCUCAGUAGCCAUGAUGGGUCAUAGUCUACUGUUGUCUGACCACCUGCUCCUCAACUUAACUUGCCUGUUGAUCAGAAAAUAGUAGAAUCUGAUCCAACAUGGCUGGUCAGACAGAUUUUAAAAAAAAAUAAAAAAAAAUCAUAGUUUUAUUAAAUAUAAUAAACUUUUUAAAAACAUUGUGUCCUUUAAUUGUCAGUAUACACGAUAGACCCUCCCAAUCAGAAUGUCUUCAGCAAUGGGAAAGAGUUGUUGAUCAUAUUCUCCAUUCUAUUUUCCAUGACAGCUCAUCAGUAACAUAAAUGGCCUAUGCUUUCUGUAUUUCCUGUCAACAGUUUUUGCAUCCGCACACUUACAUUGAAACUUGUAAUACUGUUUGUCAUGUUUUACAUAUCUAUCAAAACAUAGCAAUUGAGGCUGUAGAGCCAGUCAAGGAAAGUGAUUCAGGACCUAUGUUGUUUAGAGGACAAGGCAAAAACCAGGGUUGUGUAUGGCUUCACUAGAGCUAUAAAUAAGGGAGAAACCACCAUUCUCCCAAGUAUUUUGGAAAGCAUCUAUAAACCCUUGUUACAGACUAUCCUAUCCUGCUCUAAGGACUAAGCAUUUCUAGAACCCGUUAAACUGUAACUGCCAGUUUCCAAGUAGUAUGUUGAAUAAACAUGUCUAGUGACUAAUCAGAACAUCUAGUCCUCAAAAUAAUUAUGCAGAACAGAAAAUCAAUCUAAAAGCAACACCAAAACAUUUGUGAUUGGGACCUCAAUAGCUGGGCAGGAUGAGUACCUGUAAAUCUAGUACUUUAAAGAGCCCACAACACAAAAUAUGACUGUUCUUCAUUACAAUUAUGUAUUACUUAUCAUGUACCCAAAAUUGUCCUGUGUAUAUUAUUUACCAAAAUUGUAAAGUAAAAUUCACAAUACAAUAUUAAUUUAUUUUAAAAAAAUGAAAUUAAUUUAAUUAGGCAGUGAAUAUGGUUUUAGAUACUAGAAAGAAUCUUAAAUGUAAAGAUUAUGAUUUCCUUCUUCAUAUUUGAGGCAGAAUUUAACUUUUAUUUAUUUUUAUUCUUGCAGCAAGUUACACAGAAAAUCCCUCUGCAUGUAUUCCCAUGUUCCAAUCAAAUGACCACUGGCCUAGCUUACAGAUGCAGACACAUACUAGCAUGCUUUCAAUAAAUCACACAAAUGGAACCUCAUCAAGUUCUUGGUAGGUGUGUUUAUUUGUAUAUUGUACUGCAAUCUUGAUGCAUCUAAUGUAUUGAACCAUUUAUGUAGCUUAUUUUAUUUGGGUUUUUUUUGUAUUGGAAUAUUUAAAACAGGUAUUUUGGAGAAUGAUCAGUUUGGUUUUAUAGUUUAUAAUUAGGGUUUGACAAAUGUUUCUAAAAUCAAGAAGUCAGCAACAAAACGUACAGCUAGACAAAAUGAUUUUGUAAUAUAUUUCUAUCCUAACAUGUGCGUAAGUAGUGGGUAUUGUAUAUGGGCCAUAACUAGAAACCCUUCUACUAAUCCCCACUCCACCCUAUUUACCCCAAAAUAACCAAUCCACAGACUUACUUGGUGAAAAUAGGCCACAGCUUUAUUAAAUAUUAUAAAUAUAAAUAUCUUCAACAUAAACUUUAUAACACAUUAACGUAACAUAUAACUUAGUCAGUAAAUAAGUAACGUCACUGAGUACCACCUGACAACAAAACACAAUCACAUGUGGUUGGCCAACCAUUCAAUUUCAGACAGCAGGUGAGCCCAGUGCAGGCCUCGGUUCCCGAACCAGCGGAUGUCCUCCAAUGCUGGCGACAGACCCAGUCGCAGUCCUCCGGGAUGAACUUCUGCACGUUGCUGUGCCCAAUACACAUGAGAAUGGACGAUCACCCUCACUCGCCUUCCGGCACCUACGGAGACAAAACGGGAAAUGGAAUCAGUCCGGCUGGACGAACGUAAGAACAGAACCUCCUAGAUUCCCACCUCCCAAUCCGCCAGAUAGCCUCCUCUGAAAACCUCCAAUCUGGAAGGAGUGCCCUCCAAACUCAGCACUAGGCAUCCUCAGGGCUUCCAGCGCCAUGUGGAAGACCCGGAUAAACUGAAAAUGGGACUGAAAACUGGAAACAUUGUGAACCAGCAACGGGCCAACGGACACACAGAACAGCCGGAAACAUGCGACCGGACUGGACAAACCACUGAACCAAGUACUACGGCUGAGAACAUCCACCUUGGAUUUAUGUAGCGAGAAACAUACAGAUCCUUUCUCAAUAAACACAUGGACAAACAAUACUCCCCCAGUGAUCCACACAUAAUGAAGAGGACGCUGCCGCCAAACGAUGGAUAAACAUGCCCAUGGGAAUAAUUUGGCGGACAAAUUGCAGCUUGCCCAGAAGCGACUGCAGUUGCCGCAAUUGGAUCUUCCUGAGAGAUGCAACGGCUGCCACUAGGCUGCGCAAAUCUGCCACCUUGCCCCCAGGCAGGCGACACUCCCCAGCCACGGAAUCUAGCUUGAUCCCCAAGAACCUCAAACAAGUAGAAGGACCAGCCGUCUUAUCGGGGGCCAGGGGGACCCCACACCACCACGACACUGACUCAACACUGACUCCAGAGUCCAAAGCAGGUGUGUGCACACAGAUGAAAUUGUGCAAAAUAGAAUCACAGGCCGCUUCUUCCCUUACCACCCAUUCCAAGAACUUGCUGAAGCGCUCAAAGUAGAAACAGGAGAUUGAGCAACCCAUACGGAGGCAUAUAUCCACAUAAUAUCCAUCCCCGUAGAAACAACCCAGCAGGUGUUGACAUUCCGGAUGUAUUGAGAGCAGCCAAAAGGCCGAUUUGACAUCUGCCUUAGCCAUAAGUGCCCCCAGACCCGCAGCUCGUACCACCUGAACAGCCACAUCAAAAGAUGCAUAUGAGACCCUACACAGCUCCGAUGUGGCAAAAGUGACCUCACCACUGGUUUUUGGAGGGGCCUGUUUGCCAGCCUUCUGCCCUGUGACUAUGGGCCUGGGAUGUAUUGCCCUUCUAGGAACUGAUUUGGGCAUAUUGUAUUUUAUUAUGCUGCUGGCCCUUUAAGAACCAUCUGGGGACAUACUGUGGAGUUACUGGGUGGCCACCAUUUCAUGUAUCAGAGACACAUGGUGAGAACAAAGGAUGAAGCACAUGGUGAGGCACUGUUUUGACUUUUCUACACGGUGCCAUCUCGCCGGUAUUUGGUGCACAAAGACAUUGUGCAGUAGUUUUAAACUAUACAACAGGGGACACAUCAUACAGUAAUUAUUUUUCAUAUAGCCUGUAUAUGUUCUGCGGAAUCUGCUUUAUGGGGUUAUUGCAUGUUUUGGGGUCCCUGUGAUAUGUUUUAUAACCGUCCCCAACCACAGAACCAGACACACCGAAUGGCACAAGAGUUGACUAGGGCAACAGAGCUACGACCACCACUGACUGGGCCGUAGCUGCAGCAACCAGCGGAAAGGAAUCCGGAAAAGUUUCCAGGGAUGUCCGGAGCAUCCACCUUGGAUUUAUGUAGCGAGAAACAUACAGAUCCUUUCUCAAUAAACACAUGGACAAACAAUACUCCCCCAGUGAUCCACACAUAAUGAAGAGGACGCUGCCGCCAAACGAUGGAUAAACAUGCCCAUGGGAAUAAUUUGGCGGACAAAUUGCAGCUUGCCCAGAAGCGACUGCAGUUGCCGCAAUUGGAUCUUCCUGAGAGAUGCAACGGCUGCCACUAGGCUGCGCAAAUCUGCCACCUUGCCCCCAGGCAGGCGACACUCCCCAGCCACGGAAUCUAGCUUGAUCCCCAAGAACCUCAAACAAGUAGAAGGACCAGCCGUCUUAUCGGGGGCCAGGGGGACCCCACACCACCACGACACUGACUCAACACUGGAGCCGGUCUGGAGCCACCUGUGAAGAAAAAACAGGUAGGUCCAUACCCCUCCCACCCAGACCAAAAAUGGCACCUUCCCCCAGGUGGAUGAGGAAGGUGCCCUGUAGGCCCAGAAGAAGCACCCAUGGAAGGGGGCUAGCAGAGCCACUAUGGGAAUAGGAUGGGGACCGCCGACUCCCACUACACCCAGUCAGCCCCUCCCCCCCCACAGCAGGAGGCCCGUCCAACACUCCGCCCGCCUAGGCCACAGGUCACACGCAGAAUGUCAGACCAGACGGUAGCCUGGGAAGGAGAUCCACCAAGGCCUGCAGGCUCCUGCUUCUAGGGGCCUGUGAAGGAGACUGUAACCAGGCAUGGGCAGCAGCAGACUGCCCCAUCACCUGAGUAGCCACGGGAAAAGGAGGGGAUUUCCCAAAUCUCGCGGCCGCUGACCGACAGACCUGUGAGCCUUCGACCUCCCCCGGGAGGGCUGAAACGUUCCAGGGGCUGAGCUCACCACCGGGAACGCCCGCGACCGACGAGAGGGGAGGCGGCAAUCAUCGUGGAGGCCUGCAGACAAGCAUCUGAAGCUGAGCUUGCAGAUGCAGACCCCCAUCUUGUAGGGCCUCAGCCCUGAGGCAGAAAGUACAGCUUCGAUGUCUAUACUCAGGCCCCGGCCGAAAACAUAAUUUGCCAAGACAAGCAGAUACCAAUGCAACUACAAGGCUGUUACCAACUGAAAAUUAAGAUGGCUGCUUGGCCUGCAAAAUGCCCUCCAAUUAAUACUGUCACACCCUUCAGUCCUAAACCUUUACCCACCCUUCUUAAGACCACCUUACUAUUUCCUUCUAUACACUCCCUUCACUCUCACAUGUCCCUGUUCUGUCUAGCCCUUGACUGAUUCCUCAUGGUCUAAUUGGCUCUGUAAUGCAUAGAGUUUCCCUUAUAUUAAAAUUUUUAUGCAACCAUAAAUACUAUUUUGUGCAUACAUGUGUAGUAUAUAUGUUUGCAUUUGUAUGUAUGUGUGUGUAGAGUGAAUUUACAUGUAAUGUAAAUAUCGUUGUAUGUGUGCAUUUCAUGUAGUAUCAGGAUGUAAAAAUGAAAAUGUAAUUUUGAGCGUGUAUGCAUGGAUAUAUUGUAUAGUGUGUGAUGUAAGUAUGUGUGAAUGCAGUAUCUAUAAGUGCAUUUGGGUAAAAGGUAAAAGUGUGUUUUGUAUAUAUCACACUCUCUUAUUUGUGUGAUGCCAGUAUUUAUGAAUGUAUAAUUAAAUUUGUUGUGCAGUUUGAUUGUGUUUAAUUCCGACAGUUUAUAUAUUUUAUUCAUUGCUUCCCACUAAUGCAGUUGUUGCCAAGACCACAUAUACAGAAUUUAGUAUCUCUGUCUAUCAACCGUAAUAUUAAUGAUUAUCUCUGAUCCUAUAUGUAUCCCUCUCCCCAUGUCCAUAUCUGUUUCUGCUUUAGUGUUAGUCUCAAUCAAGCUUCUGGCUUAGAAUAAGCCACAUUUUUUUCAAUAAAUCCCUUAAGCUGACCUGUUAAUGCUCAAUAAUGUCUGGAUCUGCUAUGGCACAGAGAUCUUGGUCCAUGACCUUGUUGCUAGAAUGAUCGUCUCAGUACUCCCCUUGAAGAGAAGCAAACAGGGGGCUAGUGGCUACUGUGAAGAAAAGCCCCAAAUGGAAACUGAUAAGGGCAAGAAGCAGCAUGGUGCUGGGUGAUAUGGCAAGCAGAUAAGGAGGUGUGCAGCUAUAGUCAGAAUUAUAUCAAUUGUAUGCAUGACUAAGACUACAGCCAAAACAUUGCAGUGAUUGGUGUUUUCUAUGCCUUCUGGUUCUGAACAAGGACAGUCUUUAAUUGCAUUAUCCACAGUGUUGCCCUCCGAAUUCCGAAUUGUUCUCUUUUACAGUCAGAUCAACAUUGUGCUACCUUCUGCUUUUUGCUACGUGCAUGUCAAAAUGAAAAAAUAAUAAACAUAAAUUGCCUCUGAAUCAACUCCUCACUCCCCUUAUAUAGAAGGUGCAUGUAUAUUUGCAUUCUAAUAGUAUGAGGUUGAAGCUACUGCUCCAUCGAGUAUGUUAAUUGGGUUCUGCAAUUGAGACACAAUUCCUGGUCAGAUCCCAUUGCUGCGUAAUCAUUUAAUUUAUUUAGACUCAGUUUGUUCCUUUUACAUUAUAAAUAGUAGCUGUGGCAAAGAUGCCUCUACCACAAGCUCCUGGAGGAGCCUGCUGGCUAGCUUUCUGCCCAAGGACUAUGGGUCAUGUACCAGACUUCUAAAAGUCUUGGUUUGUGUGGUUUCCCUUUAUUGUUCGGGAGCCGAACAAACCCACAAACAGUGGACCACCUCUGGGCUUGUUAACCCCUAUUGACCUCUCCUGACUCCUCCAUCAUCAUUUUCACACUAUGGAUUCUAAAUGUUUGGCUCACUGGCCAUCGUUCGUAUACACGAAAACGUGGGAACUGAGUUGGCAUCCAUCUUGUUCGCAAGAAAUGGAGGCAGCGGCGUUUGGUCGACGAGUGCAUGGAACUAAAAUCGAACACUCUAACUCGCCAAUAGAGAUGUCGCGAACCGUCCGCGAACUUCUCGCGAACGGUUCGCCACGGUUCGCCACGAGCUGUUCGUGGCGAACUCCGGUCAGCUGAUACAUCCCGGCCAAUCUCCAGCAGACCCUCCCUCCCAGACCCUCCUACUUCCUGGACAGCAUCCAUGUUUCAACGGUUCGCGACAUCUCUACUCGCCAAAACUGCUGAACUUUGAAGAACACCUGCUUCGUUGCUAUUUAUGUCAGGAGAGUGCCGUUCGGUAGGAUUGUUCGCAUGAACUAGGCGAACAAUCGCUACCUUGGAACCAGGAGAUCUGUUAGGUAUUUUGUUCGGUUUUGGACUCCUGAAAUUGACCAACCACUGCCACUUUUCUUAUGGAACAAUUUUGGGCAGAAGCCACGUGUGCGGUCGGUCAAAAGUUGACUUCCAGGGAAAAUCCAAACCACUGAACCGAUCUAAGUGGUUUUUGGAUAUGAUAGUAACUCAGAUCAGGGCUAUCUGGGGAUGUGACUCUUGAGGGGUUUCCAUAGAUUUUGGGGGAACUUUUGGGGUGUUUUUCAAAUUAUGUGUUUUUCUGUACCUGGAGAUAAUUGAGUUUGUACAGUUCCUGACUCAAUUAUCUCUCAGGCACACGGGAGGAGUUUACUGUAUGUAUAAAUUCUGAAGCUUUACCUGCAUUAACCCCUUAAGGACACAUGACAUGUGUGACAUGUCAUGAUUCCCUUUUAUUCCAGAAGUUUGGUCUUUAAAGGACCACUAUAGUGCCAGGAAAACAUACUCGUUUUCCUGGCAUUAUAGUGCCCUGAGGGUGCCCCCACCCUCAGGGUCCCCCUCCCGCCAGGCUGGAUGGAGAUGAAGGGGUUAAACUUACCUCUUUUUCCAGCGUCGGGCGGGGAGCUCUCCUCCCUCUUCUCCUCCUCUUCGGCUGAAUGUGCAUGCUCGGCAGGCCAUUUUCACAGUGAGAAGCACGCAAGCGCCUCUAGCGGCUGUCAAGAGACAGCCACUGGAGGCUGGAUUAACCCUAACAUAAACAUGGCAGUUUCUCUGAAACUGCUAUGUUUAUAAAAAAAAGGGUUAACCCUAGCUGGACCUGGCACCCACACCACUUCAUUAAGCUGAAGUGGUCUGGGUGCCUAUAGUGGUCCUUUAAGGGGUUAAACAGAUCUACUCCCAGAAUAAAGUCUUGGCUAAUGUGUUGUGGAAAUGCUAUACUGGCUAUAAUUACUAAUAUACAGCUAUACUUCUGUAGGAGGGCUGUAGGAGAAGCUGGAUGCAGGACCCUGGUCCAGGGUGGGAAGAGACGGCAAGGCCGCAGCCAAGCUGCGGCAGCUAGGGGCUGAAAGUGCUUAUGAUGUCCCAGCCAAAGCUAGAAAGUGUGUUUGGCAGAGGUACCCAGUCGGGGUACCAGGCGGUCCGCCACAGUAGCCAUGUAUCUCUCUGCCAAAAGGAAUAUGGCAAAAAUAACAAUUUAAACAUUUGUCAUAGUCUACUUUUUUUUAAAGUAAUAAAAGAAAUGGAAAUAUUCUUAUAUAGCUAAACCACAACUACAUAUCACAUAUACAAACAAUAAAUUGAAAAAUUAAACUCUGACUCAAUUUGAUGUUAUAGAUCCUAGCCAACAGAAACUAACUUAACCUUCAACAACUGACUGAAAAGCACCAUCUAGUGGUCCACUAUGUUUACAUUAAACAUCAUGCAAAGGCAGGUGACAUGCAUAUAAAUGUCACUGUUGCUGCUAUUUCCAGGAAUGCUGCUGCGCCAUCACUAUUAGGUGAGAGGAUACAAUGUAAUAGGAGGCAGUGGGUCUACCAUAUUCUAGUCAGUCUACUUGGCAUGCCAGACACAGAUGUAUAAAAACAGGUAUAAUCCUCCACCUCUACGGCCUCAUGAAGUAACAUUAACACUACUGGAUGGACACUACACUCACAACACUUAAGAAGUUCAUCUAUCCUGCAUUUGUUUGUAUCUGUUCAAUUACUGAUUUUACCUUUGGCACUUCACAGCAUGCAUUAUCCACAGUCCAGACCGAGGUACUCGUGGCCACAAGGAAACAGGUCCACACAUUUAUGAAUCCCCUACAUGCAAUGAUAAUACCAGGAGAGACAUUAUCAUUGUGAUGUUGGCAUUUUGCUGCCCACAUGGGAGGCAAUGUUACUCCAUAAUAUGAGGAGUACUAAGUACCAUGAUUCCAUCAACUGCCAAAUAGUCAUAUCAGAGGAGCCCAUUGGGGACACCAUUGGGAACACUGCCCUCAAGGAAUCCCUGGAAUACCUGCAUCAUCACUGAUUCAGAGAGAGUACACAGAAUAAUUCUGACUGUUGUCUGGCAUGUGUGAAAUGGUUAACAAACCAACUAAACUUUUAAUUUCUGAAUUGCCAUUCUACUUUUGUGGCAGGUAGUUCAUCAUAACUGAAUGCUGGUUUCUCAUUCAAUUAGCCUGGCUGGGGUAAUGAAACUGAAUGUGGAAUGCCAGCAAGUGGCCUGUGCGUAUGAUGACUGUGCACAGUGAUAUAUUUGUUGCGAUUAGAGUGAGGCUUCUGAGUUGGGUAAAGGGGUGGCUUUAUCCACUGUAUAAAGUGCACAGACCAUUGUGGAGAGAUCAUGCAGAAGAUGUAGUUGAGGCUAUCUCAGUAGCAAAGGUGGCUAUCUAUAUGGCUUUGCAGUUAGCUGAGAGAAGGCUGCACUAUCAUUAUGCAUUAUGAUCUCUUACAUAAACCAACCUUGGGCAGCUUGAUACCGUUGCAAUCACCUCUGUGCACCCUUCUCCUCCUUUUGCAGGGCUUCAGGCUAUAGAUGAAAUAUGUAAUGGAUAUGUGAGAGUGAUGGAAUCCAGAGCUGGAUUUAUUAUUAGGCAAACCUGCCAACCCUGCCUGUAAAAGCAGACAAAUCCAAAGCUGCAGGAGUCUGUCUGUGUCAUGUCUCGUUUAUAUAUAUAUGUAAGACCUUGGCCUGUAGUUGUGGGAGGGGCUUGAAUUCCCUUCGGGGCUAUGGGAGGCUGGAAGUUCUUCUCCUAUACUCUUUACAUUCUGAACCCAAUUAAAGAGGUAAUACAAGCUUUUGUGACUUGGCAGAAUAAACAAUGGUUAUUGUAGGAUUAAUUUUGUAUGGUAUUCUUCUUUUUGCCCACUUUUAUUACAGGCCUACUGCUCUGUUGGUUCCAGCACACCACAACUGACUGGUGUCAUUUCAAUAUGUCCAUUGGUUAUAAUAUGCUAUGUUACACUAUUAUCACGGCUAGAUUGCCCCGACUACAAAUGUAAGGCCUUGGCCUGUAGUUGUGGGAGGGGCUUGAAUUCCCUUUAAAAGGGCCGCCAAUCCUCUCCCACCUUACUGUGGACAGUCUGGCGAAUCACCCCUCCCACCGCUCCCUCUAUUCAUAUCACCCUCUAAAGUGGGCCCACUUUUAUUACACGCCUACUGCUCUGUUGGUUCCGGCACACCACAAUCGACUGGUGUCAUUUGAAUAUGUCUAUUGGUUAUAAUAUGCUAUGUUACACUAUUAUCACGGCUAGAUUGCCCCGACUACAUAUAUAUAUAUAUAUAUAUAUAUAUAUUAUACAUUGUAUACCUUUUAUAUUUUCUGCAUUGUAUACUUGAUUCCUCCUUCCAUUCAAUAAUUCCAUUCUUUGUAUUUUUCUUUCUAUACAGUCAGUAUCCCAGUUUGUGGUCUGUGAGUAACAGCACAAUAGGACCAUUGCCACAGACAGGAGGGAUUACUAAUGGACUUGGAUCUCAGUACCUACGAAGCUCUACUGGUCAUUAUACUCCAUACAAUCAAAUUGUCCAUUCGCCCACUAUGGGAUCUCCUUUAUAUGAAAGUGGAACUACGGAUUUGGAAGACAACCAGUAUGAUAUCUCAGCACAUGAAAGACUUGCACCAGCUUGGGCUUCAGUAACGCCACCACCCUUGUAAAAAGAGUACUAAAGCUGGGUAUCUGACAUACUGAAGCCUCUAGUUAUAUAACAAAAUAGAAAGUUGUUUCCAGGAAAGCUAUGGGGAGAAUAUAUGGAAAAUUACUGUCCCCAUAUACAGAACAUUUGCUCAGCUGUAUAAAGAAACUCUGUCACUUCAAUUCAGGGCAAACAGAUAAAUAAAGAGGCAAAGGGGGAAAUAAGGCCCACAAUCCUUUAUGACAUUAAAAAAGAACUUCUACAACUGAAAAUUAUUAAUUUGCAUAAGCUGUCUCAUUAUGAUGUCACAACCCUGCCAUAUGCUUGAGAUUGUUCUAGUGCAAGGAUUAGGUAAUAUUUAAAUUCCACAUAUAUGCUUUUAGAAGCUAACUAGGUUAAAUCAUUAUAUAAUGUAUAAUAUAACUUUUUUCUCUUUUGUAGAGCUU